This is a messenger RNA of Nicotiana attenuata, 1649 nucleotides long. RefSeq names its product F-box/kelch-repeat protein At3g23880-like. The record is from RefSeq and is a predicted model, not a curated record. The coding region runs from base 41 to 1084 and encodes 347 amino acids. Lineage: Eukaryota; Viridiplantae; Streptophyta; Magnoliopsida; Solanales; Solanaceae. The transcript is spliced from 3 exons.
UGAAAUACUCCUAAAGCUACCAGUGAAAUACAUCUUGCAAAUGUGGUGUGUUUCAAAAUCUUGGCUUGAUUUAAUUUCUAGCCCUGAUUUUGUCAAGACCCAUCUCUCUCUAUCUGCUAAUAACAAGGAAUACACCCACCAUAGGCUUAUGUUGAGUUCUUCUCGAGCUGAGUACCAUUUUAAGCAUUGUUACCUUAGUUCUUUAAUUUAUGAAUCUGUUACUAGGGUAUGUGACUUCGAUAAUCCUAUGAGAAAACCUCGUAAAACUGUUGAGAUUGUGGGUUCUGUCAAUGGUUUGAUUUGUCUUAUCAUUGGGGAACAAGACUUGUUUAUCUGGAAUACAUCAAUUAGGAAAUUCAAGAAAUUGCCUGAUUCUACCGCUACAUUGAUGUGUGGUUACUAUUUAAUGUUUGGUUUUGGAUAUGACGAGUUUCAUGAUGAUUAUAAGGUUGUGGCUAUUUUCCGUAAUAUGUUUGUUGAUAGUUUAUAUUUUACUGAGGUCAAUAUAUAUAGUCUAAAGAGUGAUUCUUGGACAAGUAUCCAUGUUUCUAGGAGUGGGGUGCUACUCAGUAGGUGUGGUAAGUUUGUGAAUGGCAAGCUUCAUUGGAUUACUAAGACUGCUCAUGGCUGGGACAUCAUUUGUAUUGAUUUGGCUGAUGGGAAAUGGGGAAAAGUUGAGCAACCCUGCUAUGGAGAAGGAAAACUUAAUUUUAGGCUGUCACUGGGAGUUUUGGGAGGUGAUCUUUCUUUGUUUUGUUAUUAUCAGAGAAUGACAACUCACGUAGAUUUGUGGAUUAUGAAGAAGUAUGGGGUUAAAGAAUCUUGGACAAAAAUGUUUAACAUCAAUCAUCCUGCUGAUCUUGUGCGUUUUCUCUUUUAUCCUCCUUUUUGUAUGUCAAACAAAGGUGAAUUUUUGUUUCAGUUUGUAUCAACUUUCAUGGUUUACAAUCCAAAGGAUGAGUCAUUGAGAUAUCUAGAGGUUACCAACUGUGAUACAUCAUUUGAGGCAAGCGUCUACAUUGAAAGCCUAGUUUGGCCCAUUUUCCCGAAAGGAUCCAAGGAUGCAAUAAUAACGAAGGCAUAAAAGCUCAUAUGAACACCGCCGUGUAACUAGUAACUAGGGAAUGUAAUAAUCAUGAUUCCUCUUGGGUGGAAGGCUGGUUGGCUCCUCAAAUACAUCAGGGAACUGCUUCAAAACUUGCUGUAUCACAGCAGGUACCUGCUCCUGCUCGUUUACUUCCUCUGCAGUCAAAGUAAACAGGUUGCAUGCUUCUCCUUCACUUAAGUGCCUGUUAUACGUCGUAUCAGGUUGAUCUAAACCAGAAAUUGACUGCACUCGGCUACUUAUGCUUGUGAUCUCUUAUUCUUGGUUUGCUCUAGUUGAAACGAUAUCUUAUCAACAAAAAGGAAAGACAAAGCGCAAAAAGUUAUCCAAAGGAAAAAGGGAUCAUAUGGUAAUACAUUUGUCGGUGACUUUGUGAUCUUGGUUGGAAAAAAUUUCUGUUAAACAAUUUCCCUAUUGCUUGAAACAACAAUGUAAGAGCUACUAUUCAAUUUUCAUCCAUUUUCUGUAAAAGUUAAGGUUGAAAUUGAACAAAAUGAGUCAUUAUCCAAAUUAUGUUGUGCAAUGUUGAAUCUUGACAUGUAAG